Messenger RNA from Gorilla gorilla gorilla (western lowland gorilla), 9175 nucleotides. It is a transcript of the gene ZC3H12B, whose product is annotated as zinc finger CCCH-type containing 12B. Lineage: Eukaryota; Metazoa; Chordata; Mammalia; Primates; Hominidae. The transcript has 13 exons. Gene Ontology annotation, cellular component: nucleus; cytoplasmic ribonucleoprotein granule. Gene Ontology annotation, molecular function: RNA endonuclease activity; metal ion binding; mRNA binding. The record is from RefSeq and is a predicted model, not a curated record. Bases 2014 to 4524 code for a protein of 836 amino acids.
AGGCAGCGGCGCCAGAGGAGGAGGAGCAGGAGGAUGCAGCUGCGACCGCGGCCCCAAGAGGGAGCCGCCGCUGCUCUGUGGCCAGGGGGGCCCAGGGACUGGAAUCAGGCCUGGGGGUCGCGUCGCUGAGGGGACUGGUAACGGCGGUCCCUCCAGAGGCUCAGGCCUAGUACCCCAGGAGGGUCCGGGCCGCUGGGCGAGCGCCUUCCCCCCAUCGCCUCCCCUCGUCCCUCCACGUCGAUGGUGGUGAAGUUGGCGGCGCCACGGAGCGCAAGGCACCAAGCUGUCUCCCUUGCACCCAGCUCCUCUCUGGCCCCGGCUGUUGGACACCUGCGCCGCCGCCUUCUCUCGCCCGCCGAGCCCACCCCCUGCGGCGGGCGGGGGAGGGGCUCCCCCCUGCAGGGGCUGCGUCGAGCAGGGCGACGACGGGGACCAUAGGAGAGUAGGGGUGGAAGAAAUAUGGAUAUGCUGUAUUCUGUUUGAAAGGAUUCAUCAUGAACCAGAAAAAAAUCAAUGAAAAGGGGCAUUUCACCUAGAUUAAAUUUUGCAAUUUUUAAAAAGCAUAUGAACAAAGAAACUAUCCUCCAAACAUCCAAAUAAGGAAGAAUACUUUACCUAACAAUAGGAACAAAUUAAAAAUAAUUGAUUCAGCCUAAGACUUUUUUUUCAGCAAAGAAGUAGUUUAAUAAUUGCAGGGCCAGCCAAAUAAGGAGAAAGGGAAAAAACUUCUCAAACCCAUCUCUCUGAGAAUUUGGAGGCUAGGUUUUUUUAAGGACACUUUGGCAGGCAGGGGAUAGGAAACUUUUAAGAAAUGAUUGACUGGGGAUGAAAUCACAGGGGUACCUAAAACUGUCUUGGCUUAGCUGAGUCAGUUCCUGGGAGGGGGCUGUCUUGGGACCAGGUGGCAUCUCUUGGUCAGCUCUUGGUCUGCUUAUAAAUCUGAAAAAUAUCUCAAAGACCAGUUUUUUUAAGUUUCAUAAUAGUGAUGUUAUCUAUAGGAGUAGUUGGAGAAGUGUAAAACUUGUGACCCCCAGUAAUAUGACUCGGCAGCUGUAAGCAACUUAUAGAAAAACACAUAAAGCAAUGGCAGCAUCCCCAGACAUCUAGACUAUGCCAGCCCUGUCUGCCUUCUGAGAGAGAUGAGACAGAAACCCAUUUCUCAAGCAGUCCCCCCAAAAAGACAGAAUGUGGGACACAUGCCACAACUUUUUCCCUUCCUAGAGAGAAGCUGAGAAUUGGGAGUUUUCACCCUCUCGUUCUAUGCCGAGCUGGGAGGAGGGAGUAUGGAAGAAGCCAAGAAUUGGGAGUUUUCUGCUGAUGAUGCUAUGCUAAGCUGGGCAGUGAGACCAUGGCGAGAAAUAGACUAAAUAGCCAAGUUGCAAGAUACCACUGCUUCUUUUAAGAAUGAUGGGUUUCCCAGGUGAUACUUGAAAGAAGAGAUAAUGACCACCUAUCUCCUUCAUCCUGGUCACACAGGAAGGCUAUGGACUCCUUUUGGCAUUUCUGCCUCAGCAACAGAGGAUAAAAGUCAUGUUGUGAUGGAUAAGUCACAAAAGUAAAAAAUACAGACGUGGACUACAGGCCUCCAAAGAAGAAUUGAGCAUGCUGAGGAUCGAUGCCAGACAUUGGACAUUUUUGAGGUGUUAAGAGACGUGCAUGCUUCCAACAUUGUGAAGAUGUGUGUGCUUUCCAGUCACCUUCCACCAUGACUGUAAGUUUUCUGAGGCUGCCCAGUCAUGCUUCCUGUUAAGCCUGCAGAACUAGCAGAAAGAGUGUUUUCCUAUUGCCACCACAGCUAAGAAUGUGCUGGGUCACACCUGAAGCCAUCCCAGUACCAGGUUUCACCCAAGGCCCAUGGGACUGGUAACAUCUGAACAUACCAAACCACACAGUCAAACUCUUGCACCAUCGCUACCACGACAUUUUACUACAAAAGAAUGCCACUGCAUGUGGAUUCCAAGCAGGCUAAAAAGAAAAAGAACUGAUUAGACCUCAGACGACCCACUAAACGGGAUGACGGCCACAGCUGAGGUAGAGACACCAAAAAUGGAGAAGAGUGCCUCCAAGGAAGAGAAGCAGCAGCCUAAGCAGGACAGCACAGAGCAGGGCAAUGCUGAUUCUGAAGAGUGGAUGAGCUCUGAGAGUGACCCUGAACAGAUAAGCCUUAAGAGUAGCGACAACAGCAAGAGCUGCCAACCUAGGGAUGGUCAGUUGAAGAAAAAGGAGAUGCACUCCAAGCCACACCGCCAGCUCUGUCGAUCACCCUGCCUAGAUCGUCCAAGUUUCUCCCAGAGCAGCAUUUUACAGGAUGGUAAACUUGACUUGGAGAAGGAAUACCAAGCUAAGAUGGAGUUUGCGCUAAAGCUGGGCUAUGCAGAGGAACAGAUUCAAUCAGUGCUAAACAAGCUGGGCCCAGAAUCACUUAUUAAUGAUGUAUUGGCAGAGCUUGUCAGACUUGGGAACAAAGGUGAUUCAGAAGGGCAGAUCAACUUGAGUCUGUUAGUGCCUCGUGGGCCCAGCUCCAGAGAGAUUGCAAGCCCUGAAUUGUCUCUUGAAGAUGAAACAGAUAACAGUGACAAUUUGAGGCCAGUUGUCAUUGAUGGAAGUAAUGUGGCAAUGAGCCAUGGGAAUAAAGAAGAAUUCUCCUGCAGAGGAAUACAACUUGCUGUGGAUUGGUUUCUAGAUAAAGGCCAUAAAGAUAUUACUGUAUUUGUGCCUGCAUGGAGAAAGGAGCAAUCCCGCCCUGAUGCACCAAUUACAGAUCAAGAUAUUCUACGAAAACUGGAGAAGGAAAAGAUUCUUGUCUUCACACCAUCCCGAAGAGUCCAAGGCAGGAGGGUUGUCUGCUAUGAUGACCGGUUCAUAGUCAAACUGGCUUUUGAUUCUGAUGGCAUCAUUGUGUCCAAUGAUAACUACCGAGACCUUCAAGUUGAAAAGCCAGAAUGGAAGAAGUUUAUAGAGGAGCGGUUGCUGAUGUAUUCUUUUGUGAAUGACAAAUUUAUGCCUCCAGAUGAUCCAUUAGGACGCCAUGGCCCAAGCCUUGAAAAUUUCUUAAGAAAGAGACCCAUUGUUCCUGAGCAUAAGAAGCAACCAUGUCCUUAUGGCAAAAAAUGCACCUACGGCCACAAGUGCAAAUACUACCAUCCGGAGCGGGCCAACCAACCCCAGCGUUCGGUGGCUGAUGAGCUCCGCAUCAGUGCCAAACUGUCCACAGUGAAAACUAUGAGUGAAGGCACCCUGGCCAAGUGUGGCACAGGGAUGUCUAGUGCCAAAGGUGAGAUAACCUCAGAGGUCAAACGUGUGGCCCCCAAGCGCCAAUCAGAUCCCAGCAUCCGGUCUGUGGCUGUGGAGCCUGAGGAAUGGCUGUCCAUUGCCCGUAAGCCUGAGGCUAGUUCUGUCCCCUCGCUUGUGACUGCCCUAAGUGUUCCCACAAUCCCACCCCCCAAAAGCCAUGCAGUGGGUGCACUCAACACCCGUUCGGCCAGCAGCCCAGUGCCAGGAUCCUCCCAUUUCCCCCACCAGAAGGCCUCUUUGGAGCAUAUGGCCAGCAUGCAGUAUCCUCCCAUCCUGGUUACCAACAGCCAUGGGACCCCUAUUAGCUAUGCUGAGCAAUACCCAAAGUUUGAAUCCAUGGGGGACCAUGGCUACUAUUCAAUGUUAGGUGACUUCUCCAAACUGAACAUCAACAGCAUGCAUAACCGAGAGUAUUACACGGCUGAAGUAGACCGGGGGGUGUAUGCCCGGAAUCCUAACCUCUGUUCUGACAGCCGUGUGAGCCAUACCAGGAAUGACAACUAUUCCUCUUACAACAACGUGUAUUUGGCUGUAGCUGAUACCCAUCCUGAAGGCAAUUUGAAGCUGCACCGCUCAGCAUCCCAGAACCGACUUCAGCCUUUUCCUCAUGGUUACCAUGAAGCCUUAACACGAGUGCAGAGCUAUGGCCCAGAGGAUUCUAAGCAAGGCCCCCACAAACAGUCAGUCCCCCACUUAGCUCUGCAUGCCCAGCACCCAUCAACUGGAACACGUUCCAGCUGUCCUGCAGACUACCCCAUGCCUCCCAAUAUCCAUCCUGGGGCAACCCCCCAGCCAGGCCGUGCCCUGGUGAUGACUCGGAUGGAUAGCAUUUCUGACUCCCGCCUCUAUGAGAGCAACCCCGUGAGGCAAAGACGACCUCCCCUGUGCCGGGAACAGCAUGCCAGCUGGGACCCGCUGCCCUGUGCAACUGACUCCUAUGGCUACCACUCCUAUCCCUUGAGUAACAGCCUCAUGCAACCAUGUUAUGAGCCAGUCAUGGUACGGAGCGUGCCUGAAAAGAUGGAGCAGCUUUGGAGGAAUCCUUGGGUUGGAAUGUGCAAUGAUUCCAGGGAGCAUAUGAUCCCAGAGCACCAGUAUCAGACCUACAAGAACCUCUGCAAUAUUUUCCCUUCUAACAUCGUCCUUGCAGUGAUGGAGAAGAAUCCCCACACAGCAGAUGCCCAGCAACUGGCAGCCUUGAUUGUUGCUAAGCUUAGGGCUGCGCGUUGAUAUGACAUAGUACUUAUUUCUUUAUACAAAUAUGAAUAUUAAUACUAAUAAUACACUAAUACAAUAAUUAUAGUAACUAAUAAUUUGUGUUGCGCUUUACAAGUUAGAGUGUUUAUAUCAUUUAAGCGCUUAACAACCCUGUGAGGUACGUCUUACUAACAUCCUCUUUUAUAGAGAAGGAAGGUGAAGGUCAGUGAAAUUAAGUGGCUAGCCAGGGUCACACUGCUAGCAAAUGACUAAGUCAAGACACACACCCAAGUCCUCUAAAUCCAAGUCCCAUGCCCCUUUGCACUGCACCAUGCAGGUAAUGGAGGACAAAACCCAGGGGGAGAGGUCUAGAUGUAAGAAAUCCCAGAGGAUUCCAUUACCAGAGUUUUCCUUUUUUUCUUUUCGUUUCUUUUUUUUUUUUUUUGAGACAGAGUCUCACUCUGUUACACAGGCUGGAGUACAGUGGCACUAUCUCUGCUCACUGCAACCUCCGCCUCCAGGGUUCAAGUGAUUCUAUGGCCUCAGCCUCCCAGGUAGCUGGGAUUACAGGCGUGCACCACCAUGCCCGGCUAAUUUUUGUAUUUUUAGUAGAGACGGGGUUUCACCAUGUUGGCCAGGCUGGUCUCAAACUCCUGGCCUCAAGUGAUCCGCCCACCUUGGCCUCCUAAAGUGCCGGGAUUACAGGUGUGAGCCACUGCGCCCAGCCUACCAGAGUUUUCGUAGUCACAUAUUCUAUAUUACAAAGUAUGGAUGAUAUAUCCAAUUUAGAGAGCAAAAGCAUCAGGAUCAGAUCAUAUGUUGAAUUAACCUUUUAGGUUUUUUCUAAUAGAAAUAUUUAAAGCUAUUUAAAAGUAAAUGCAUACUUUAUUGCAUGGAUAUCUGAUCAUUCAAUCUUUAUUAAUGAAACUAUAGGGUCACAUUGAAGCUUCUAGAACUAUAUUUUAAAGCUAUUAUUAGCAAUUAUAUUGCAUGUAUGAAUAUAUAUAUUUGGUUUGAGAUGUGUGUGUAUCUCUGUAUAACCUUUUAUAUAGUGAUAAUGAGAGGGUAGGCUCUACACAGUCCUUCGUCUAUAGCUGUAUAGGUCACUAAUCUGACUUGAUGAUUUUAAGUCACAUUUCAUAGUUUUAACUAGUUAUGAGAGAGAAAUUAUAUGGCAAUAUUUGAACAUUGCUUUCUUAGGCACCAGAGCAAAGCAACUCUGUUUCCUUUGCACAUUUUACCUGCCAACAUUUAUUAACAGUUCUUACCUUCCAAGUCUCUUCACCUUAGCAAAUUAGGGAUCAGGUUGCAGUCUUCUGCAGAGAAACUGAUGGUUAAGCUCAAGUUCCAAGCAUAGUAUGUGUGUGCUACACAAGCUCAGAAGAGUUUGACAAGGACCAGGGGACUUUUACUACCACAAUCCACUUCCCUUAUCCCAGGAGAGAUGGCCAAACCCAUGUGGCAUUAAAUGGUGAAUAAAAAAGCUUCACUCAAGGAGGGACUAUUGGACGCUCUUUGGACUUCUGACCUAUGCAGUAUUCAACAUCAUUGGAUGAAAUGUAAUGGAGGACAGUGCACAGCCAUGUAUCCACUUUCUCUUCCUGUCCACCCUUUGGGUAAUAAGGUCAAUCAUUGGUGGAACAGAAUUUCUCUAGGAAACAAAACCAGGGGAUUUUAUUUGUGGAAAAAGGAAGUUUCCAAAAGGUGAUACUGCAUCUUUACUAAUAGCUGGCUCAGUUACGCACUUUAAAUCCAUGCAAAGAGUGCACUUGCUGUUAAAUAAUUGUUAGAUGAGUUAUUAGAAGGCAGGACUUUUGGUUUGGGCGACACCAUUUGCGCAACUUGUAUCUUGCUCAGGUGGAAAACUUCAUAGCUAAAUGCCUCUAGAAGAGGUGUUUAUUGUUUUUUUUAAGCUGCACUAAAUGAAUUCCCUUUUUGAAUCCAUUGUAUAUUUCAAUAUUUCGAACCAUGAUCAGCUCACUAUUUCCUGAGCUGGAACUUGCUAACUUCUAUGAUCGUUUUUUCAUGAAAGUUGAGAAGGCCGGGCCUUGGCCUUUUGUUUCUUCAUGAGAAGGUGUGACACUGCCUAUAAAUGUUUCUUACUGUGAAACACUCUGAAUGUGAGGCUGUAGUCAGGGUUGUUUCUGGUGGUUUGACAAUGGCUUGCAUGCUGCUUUCUGGCUUUCUGUCUCUGUCCAAGUUGAUCAAUACUGCAUCUUAACCAAUGUUUCACUUGAGUUAACCACAGCUUUACAUUCUAUCUCCUAUCCUCUGAUCUUCGUAUACCCCAGCAUAUUGAAAAAGAGUAAAAGUAUUUUCUAUCAGGUAGAUCCACAGAGUGACAGUUGCCACUGCAGUGCUUGCUAUUUCACACAAACACCAUUUCAUACCUUCAACUUCUUGGACUUUCUAAAUCGGACUCGUGUCUAAAUCAGGGUAUUUGACAAUCUCAGAUGACGCUACUGCCUAUUUGCCAGUUAGUUCAUCUUCCUACCAAGAUCAUGAAUGGCACACUAUCCACUAGCUGUACAAUUUACAGAGAAGCACAAGAUUCAUCUUGUCACCUACAAUUCGUCUUGAACAUGUUCAUAUUUAGUACUCAGAAACUGUGUAAGCUCCUCCCAAUACAGAAAAUAUUUUUUAAGGCAGCAUAUGUAUUUCUGAUUUACUAAAAACGAUUGUCAUUCUCCUCUCAUUCUUCUUUUUGGUAUGAACCAAAAGCGGCUAGGAGCAAUGCCUCAAAUAACCAGAAAUGACCUUUUGUUGAUACAAAUUGUAUCUCUUUUUUUCCUGAUUGUAUAGAAACAAAUGUACAAAACUCAUCUUAAGCUAGGUUUGGCACUGAAUUUUCACCAUGAGGUUUGUGGCACUGUGUGUCACAGGGAAGUAGCUCAGGGGUUGUGAGGGAGCUUUUAUUUCUAAAGGGCAGUAGUAAUUUAUAGACAAAAACAAUUUUUCAAGGCCUCUUUAUUACCACUGCACAGCUAUCAUGUGUAAAAUUUCAAGCAUUAUAUUGCAUAAGUUCUCUUUAGCCUAUUAAAUUUAAUAUGUCCUUGCAAAAGGGAUUUUGUGUAAAAAGUGUCAGUGUUAGUGACUCAUCUGCAAGAAUCUACAAAUGGAGCUAUACAACUAUGAAUACAUAAAUACAGCAUGGUUCCUAGUUAUUAGAGAAACAUUUUCUUUAUAUUGAGGUCUACGCACUUCUUGACUUUCCAUUUUGUCUGUAAUUAUAAAACAGCAAAUAACAAAGAAGCAUUGGGACCCCCUCGGCUGCCUUGAUAAUAAAAUCAAGCUUCCUUCAUGGGACUAAGCAUGUGUCCUUCAGGAUACUUACCUCUAAGCACUCAGCAGGGGUUACUACAAAGCGUUUUGUGUGGUUUUCAAAAAACAGUAUAUUUUGCAAGAGGUGCUUUGUAAUUUUAAUUAUUUCACUGAUUUUCUGACCUCAUAGGAAGUUUGUGCCUGUUGAGGCCUUCAAUUUUGUAGCUUUUCUGAUUUUUUUUCUUCUUUUUGUGAUUUUGUUGUUGUUUUCAUUUUGAUCUAAAGGAGAAGUGUGACCCCGGAGUGGCAUGGUCAAUCCAGGGCACCCUUUCUGUAAGACAACUCAAAGGAAAAGAAGCCUUUUCAAAGGUAAUAUCGAGCCAUUGCACUCUCUCUUAAGGUGCCAGGUAUGGGAGAAUGACAGAUGCCUUAUGGAAAUGGUCUACAAAACUUUUCUUCUUCUAAGUAAUAAAACACAUAGCAUGAUUCUCUCUCCCUCUCUCUCUCUGCCCACCCCCUGCUAGUUUCCAGGAGAAUACUUCUCUAAAAUUCAUUUUUUUCUAUUUUGGAAUAAAUUAUCUUUAUACAGUAAUUCAAACACUGAUUUCCAUUAACCUUUGGCCCUGAGUUUUCUUCUAACAUAGAAGAGUUCAUUUUGAGAGGCACUCAGUUACCAUUCAAUCUGUGCUGUAAGUAUGGGACUUUGUACAAAUGCCCUUUUUGAGGGCCAAAAAUUUCAAUACACUUUGUUCUACUUUGUGAACCAGGUCUGGAUCUGCACAGAGAAAGUAAUGCUGAGCUGUCCAAAGAAUCCGCUCAGGUCUCCCUCCUAACCCUCCUCUGCCUUCCCCUAGUUUGCUUAUCCUCACGUCUGACACUGAGGAGUGCAUAGUCUUCAACUGAAAUGGCACUACAGUUAGUUCUCAUUGGAAACAAACAAGUGUAUUUCUGGAACCUGCUCGUCUAAAAUAGUCAAUGCCUUUGUAAAGACUCAGCAUAUUCAAUAUCUAUUGUAUGGUAGCUAGCUAUAUACAUAGAUUGACUAUUUUUAGUCCUGGUUUGUGUAUUGUUGAGCUAUAGUAGUUUGCUUUAUCCAUUUGUGGGAUUAAACAAUACUGUUUAAUGGUUGUAAACUUUUAUAAAAUCUCUUUGGGUUUUUUGUUUGACCCAAACAUAAUGUAAGUCUUAAUGACAAAAUACACAAAGUUAACCAGAGGUGAGUGAAAAUAUAGCCCUUCCCCAGUUUUGUCUGCCCCUAUAAUGCACGUGCAUUGCUUUGUAAUAUGCUCUCACUAGCAUGAAUGUGCUAUGACUACUUCAUGAGGUUUUGUUUCACCUAUAAUUGUGAUGGAAAAUGCUGUAUUGCUGACAACAAUGAACUGUAACCACAGUUAUUUACUGCAUAAACUAUUUGUCUACUAAC